Cloeon dipterum is the source of this 2327-nucleotide messenger RNA. Its product is annotated as proton-coupled amino acid transporter-like protein CG1139. Gene Ontology annotation, molecular function: L-amino acid transmembrane transporter activity. The transcript is spliced from 9 exons. Lineage: Eukaryota; Metazoa; Arthropoda; Insecta; Ephemeroptera; Baetidae. The coding region runs from base 16 to 1569 and encodes 517 amino acids. Gene Ontology annotation, biological process: amino acid transmembrane transport. The record is from RefSeq and is a predicted model, not a curated record.
AGUGGAGAGGGCAGAAUGGCACUUUGUGAUAGGUCGGUUGUAGCGGUGGAGCUCAAACAAUAUCAGCGCGGACGCCGGAGCUGCCUGCCACAGCUCUACCCAAUUUCUAAAGCAGCCCAGCUCUGGCGCAGGCAACACGUUAACACUCCAACUAGCCAGUCGAACAACAAGAAGUGCAGCAAAAUGUCGCCUCCCGAAAAGGGCACGGAGAAAGAGCAGGCUGUGCAAAUGAGCCUUCUAGAGGCAGGUGUGGCUGAGGGCGCCAAUGACAGCCUCCAAAAUGGGAACGCACCAUACAACCCUCAUUUGCAUCGACAACUUGUGCAUCCAACUACAAACAAGGAGACGUUGAUUCACUUGCUUAAAGGAAGUUUGGGAACUGGAAUCCUGGCUAUGCCGUUUGCUUUCCACAACGCAGGUCUUAUUCUCGGCUUGUUUGGCACAAUUUUCAUCGGAUCCCUCUGUACCUACUGUCUUCAUGUCCUGGUCCGUUGUCAGUACAAACUUUGUAGUCAAAUGAAGAUUCCUGUUUUGAGCUACCCCAUGACGCUCCAAGUUGCACUUGAACAGGGACCUCCGUUUUUGAGAUGGGCAGCUCCAUUCGCAAGCCACCUCAUUAACUUCUUCCUCAUCGUUUACCAGUUAGGAAUUUGCUGCGUUUACAUAGUCUUUGUGGCCUCCAACAUUAAAGAGGUUAUCGACGUUUACGUGGAGUCGAGUCUUGAUUUGCGGUGGUACAUGCUUGCGCUUCUGUUACCACUGAUCUUGCUAAAUUAUGUGCGCAACUUGAAGUUGCUCGCGCCGUUCUCAACUGUAGCUAAUUUGCUUACUUUUGUGGGACUGGGACUGGUACUUUACUUUGUUUUUGCUGAAGGUCUACCCGGACUUGAAGAUAGAAAACUCGUUGGAUCAGUUCAAGGAAUUCCAUUGUUCAUAGGAACAACACUUUUUGCCCUGGAGGCGGUGGGAGUUAUUCUUGCUCUGGAAAAUAACAUGAAAAAACCCGCGUCUUUCGGUGGAUACACUGGCGUGUUUAACCAGGCAAUGAGCAUUAUUGUAGCACUUUACGCCGGAGUGGGAGCGUGUGGCUACCUGAAGUACGGCGCUGAUGUCAAAGGAAGCAUUACUCUCAAUUUGCCAAAUGAAAGCGUUCUCGCCCAGGCAGUGAAGAUCAUGUUUUCCUUGGCGAUUUUCAUCACUUACGCCCUUCAGUGCUAUGUUCCCGUUGACAUCAUUUGGAACAACUAUCUCAAAUCCAAGUACGAAAAGCACUCUAAGUCACUGCUCAUCGAGUUGGGAGUGCGGACAAUGUUGGUCUUGACCACAUUUGUUCUGGCAGUCGCUGUUCCACGGUUGGAACUGUUCAUCUCUCUGUUUGGAGCUCUGUGCCUGUCGGCGCUUGGUUUGUGUUUCCCAGCACUCAUUGAAAUGUGCGUUGAAUGGAGGAACAGUCCUGGCCCUUUCUUGUACCUCAAGGAUCUGCUCAUCUUCAUAUUCAGCUUAGUGGCGUUGGUUAUUGGCACAUCUCUAAGUCUCAAAGAAAUCGUUCACUCAUUCCAGGAACCUUGAACAAAUCAUGUGUGUUUCGACCAACAAUUUGUACCAGGAGCAGCACUCGUUAUCAAAUAACAAAAAAAUUAAAAAUUAUUGUUUUAAAUGAACUUUUUUAUUAAGAUCCAUAUUUUAUGUUAUCUUUAUUAUUGUUUGAAAUAUUGCUAUGAAUAUUUAAAUAUUUUAAAUGAUCUUGGAGAAUGGCAGUUAUGAGCGGAACUUCAGCUCCAGCUGUUAUUUUAUGCUGUGCGGACAUGACUUUUUAGUUGUUUUUUAAAAUUUACUUUAAUGAUGAGCAGGAAACAACCUCUAAAAUUCUUACGCAGUGUCAUUUAAUAAAGGAACAUAUAUGGAAGCCGACUGUAUAGCUUGGCUUCUAGUCUAGUGCGUUGCAUAAUUAUUAAUUUGUUUAUUUGAAGUAUUACAAAUCAUCUAUGUCCUCUUUUCUUCAAAGAUCUGUAAAUUCUUGAAGUAAUUAUUUUUCACUUGCUUUGAUGAAUUUCAUGCCUGUGUAACUCUCAUUGCUUUACAUACUUCACAAUUUUAUCCAGCGUAAAUUUGAAAAUAAAAAUAAGUUGGCCAAAUUUACGCAGGUUGAUAUAUUAAAAUUAACACUAUUCAAACUGUACAAAUUAAUACACUUUGGUGUGCAAACUGUUAAAAAUGAAGAAAUUGAACACUCAGAUAACUCUCUGUAAAUCAUUCUUCUUAGUAUUGUGAGAUUACGUUGCUGUCAUAAAUGAUGAAAAAGGAAAAUAUAAGUUUUUAAGUAAAAA